This is a messenger RNA of Panicum hallii, 1744 nucleotides long. RefSeq lists its product as uncharacterized. The transcript has 2 exons. NCBI's taxonomy places the organism in Eukaryota, Viridiplantae, Streptophyta, Magnoliopsida, Poales, Poaceae. The record is from RefSeq and is a predicted model, not a curated record. The coding region runs from base 812 to 1462 and encodes 216 amino acids.
UGGCAGCAUAAGUUUAUUUUUUGAUUAUAUAGUACAACUCAUGUGGCGUAUGCAUUAAUUUUCAGUUUGCUUUGUUAUGCUACAGUAAAUUCUAGAAAAUUUGCUUAUACAGAGAGUCGAACCCAGAAGCUGAAGUGCUAUUGAGGCUCCUGUAACCAUUAGGCUAUGUACCCUUUCACGUGGCAGCAUAAGAUUAGGUAGUGGAAUUGGUGAUAUGGAUGAUGAGACAGUGACUUGAGCAAGGAUGGCUUAACUUUACAAGGGCAAUGAUUUUUUAGAAGUUAAAACUUUUAGUAGCUAUCAUUUUGUCUUGUGUUAAUGUUCCCUUUUUAAGCACUAGUAGUCCAAAAUACCUCAGAGAUGCAUGAGCCGGAAGUACGUAGUAGUAGGUUUUGUAGCUAUGGUGGAAAUUCUAUCAAAAAAAAACUAUGCCGGAAAUGGAUAGCAAAGAAGAGUAGGCAACAACAUAUUGUAGGGAAAGAUAGUACAAGUGUGAAUGGUCAAAGAAAAAGAGUUGUGCCAACCAACAUGUUUUACGAGUAAGAAGAUCUAGGAUUUGAUAAAAUGUACUAGAAUUAAAGUGAUAUUUACAUGAAUAAUCGAGGACCCUUAGGUGGGAGACAAGUGGUGAAGGUAGUAGCGUUAGAAUUUCCGUACUGCCCAAACUGCAUCAUCAUCUGGAACGUUCGGCAACGAUCCAAUGAUCCAUCGGCCUAAGCCAUAAACCACACCCGCAUAAGCACUCUCUGCGUCCUGCGCUUCUACCCAGGACGAACCCCAAUUUCCCGAUCCCCUCUCCUUGAUCUCAGCAAUGGCGAGCCCCGAGGUGAGCGAUUCUUCUUCUCUCCCCUUCUCUACUCGCCGUAGCGAUCUAGUGUCAGCCGCCGCGUGGUUCCUUUGCACGAUCUCGCUCGCUUGCUCCACUCCCACCUGCCGAGCGCUGACGCCUGACGGGGGCCGUGGGCGGCGCGCGUGUUCCUCCUACGAACGCAGGCCGGCGGCUCCUCGCGGAGGACUUCUCCGCGCCCUGCAGGGAGGACCGCUUCUGCGUGCCCUGCGCCGCCGCCUUCUGCGACCACUGCUGCGGCGCGCACCACCGCGGCCAGGGGAGACACGAGGUCGUCGUCCGCGCAGCAGCCGCCGCCGCCGCCGAGGGGGCCUGGACCAGGCCCAGCCCGGCGCGGCGCAGGGCACCGCCCGCAGCGGGGAGAGGGACUCGUUCUGCGUGAGCUGCGGCGCGGGCUUCUCCUCCGCGCUGUGCGGGCACCACGUCGGGCACGAAACCUUCCGCGUCGUCGUCUGCGAGGGCCUCUACUGCGCGCGCUGCACGGGCUCGGAGCCGUGGUUCCACCUGUUCACCGGCAUCCAGACAUACCGUGACAAGAAGGGUCACAUCCUGGUUCCGCUGCAUCCUCGCUGCAGCGGGCGCAGGUGCAAGAGCUACGGCGGGUGCUGCCGGUAGAUGAGACCCAGGCACCGGCCGAGCAUGAAAAUCAGCCCAAGUGCUGUCCGUCCAUCAGGCCAUGCUAGCCGGUAUUUGGUAGUAACGAGCUUUGAGCCUGGCGAUAGGCUUCUGGAUUCUGAUCAUUUCUGAACGAGACAUGUCGUCAUGCUGUCGUUUGAUUUGUUUUCUUCUGUAACUCGGUGUUUGUACUGUAUUGUAUGCUGCUGCGCUUUCGGAUUCUGAAUUUACUGCUACCUGCUUGAACUUGAACGCUAUUGUCGCCUAUGUUUCGUCUUAAUG